AUGCUCUUCCCCGCCAAACCCCGCUGUCGCUUUUCCCUCCAGGCGCGCGCGGUCAAUUUUCGUCUCCGCACCCUCUCUCCGUCCUUUUUUCCCUUCAUCGUUUCCUCCGCACGAGGGGUCCGCGGAAUUGCUGUAUCCUCGUCUGGUCGGUCUCCGCUGGCAGCUUUUUUAAAUCCCCCGGCCGCCUCUUCCCAUCGCACGUUCUGCAGCUCCGCAGUCAUGGCCACCAAGAUUGACGGUACGGCGAUCGCCAAGAGCAUUCGCGCAGGCUUGAAGGCCGAGAUCGAACACGCUCAGGUCACCAACCCCAGAUUCAAGCCGAAUUUGGUCAUCUUCCAGGUUGGAAGCCGGUCCGAUUCCAGCACCUAUGUGCGCAUGAAGCUGAAGGCCGCUGAAGAGGCCAACAUCAUCUGCACCCUUAUCAAUGUCCCCGAGACCGUCACCGAAUCUGAGCUCCUGCAGGAGAUCACCAAGGCCAACAAUGACCCCACUGUUCACGGUAUCUUGGUGCAAUUGCCCCUCCCCGCCCACAUGUCGGAGCACACCAUCACCUCCGCCGUCGCCGAUGAGAAGGAUGUCGAUGGAUUUGGCGCAAUCAACAUUGGCGAGCUCGCCAAGCGUGGCGGCCGUCCGCUAUUCACUCCCUGCACCCCUCUGGCCGUGAUGGAGCUUCUCAAGGCUAGUGGCGUUGACCCCGCCGGCAAGGAGGCUGUUGUUCUGGGCCGUAGCGACAUUGUUGGUAGCCCCGUCAGCUACUUGUUGAAGAACGCCGACGCUACUGUCACUGUCUGCCACUCCAAGACCCCCAAUCUGGCCCGUGUUGUCAAGAACGCCGACAUCGUUGUCGCUGCCAUUGGCAAGACCGAGCUGGUCACCGGCGACUGGCUGAAGCCCGGUGCUGUGGUCAUUGAUGUCGGCAUUAACUACAAGCCUGAUGCUACCAAGAAGUCGGGCCAGCGCCUUGUUGGCGAUGUGGAUUUCGAGUCUGCGUUCCAGGUCGCUUCCCAGAUCACCCCGGUUCCCGGUGGUGUUGGCCCCAUGACCGUGGCCAUGCUCUUGAAGAAUGUGGUGCACUCUGCCAAGUCUUACUUUGAGAAGCAGAAGGACCGUCACAUUACCCCUCUGCCCAUCCGCCGGGAGACUCCCGUGCCCUCCGACAUUGCGAUCUCCCGUGCCCAAUACCCCAAGCCUAUUACCCAAGUUGCAUCUGAGGUUGGCGUCGCUCCCCACGAGCUGGAGCCUUACGGCCACACCAAGGCGAAGAUUAGCCUGAGCGUUCUGGACCGUCUGGCCCACCGCCGCAAUGGACGCUACAUCCUGGUCUGCGGCAUUACUCCUACUCCUCUUGGUGAGGGCAAGUCCACUACUACUCUGGGCCUCACCCAAGCGCUGGGUGCUCAUCUGAACCGCAUCACCUUUGCCAACGUUCGCCAGCCCAGCCAGGGUCCCACGUUCGGUAUCAAGGGCGGUGCUGCCGGUGGUGGUUACAGUCAGGUUAUCCCUAUGGACGAGUUCAACCUGCACUUGACUGGUGACAUUCACGCCAUCACCGCCGCUAACAACCUGCUCGCUGCGGCCAUUGAGACCCGUAUGUUCCACGAGUCUACUCAGAAGGAUGGCGCACUCUACAAGCGCCUGGUCCCCGCCAAGAAGGGCAAGCGCGAGUUCCAGCCGAUCAUGUACCGCCGCCUGAAGAAGCUUGGCAUUGAGAAGACCAACCCCGAUGAGCUUACUGAGGAGGAGAUCCGCCGUUUCGCUCGUCUUGAUAUCGACCCUGAGACCAUCACCUGGCGCCGUGUUCUCGAUGUGAACGACCGUCACCUACGUGGCAUUACCGUUGGUCAGGCGCCCACCGAGAAGGGUCUGUCCCGCGAGACUGGCUUCGAUAUCUCCGUUGCCAGUGAGUGUAUGGCCAUCCUGGCUCUGAGCAACAGCCUGGAGGAUAUGCGCGAGCGUCUCGGCCGAAUGGUGGUCGCUACCUCGAAGAACGGCGACCCCGUGACCUGCGACGACAUUGGUGCUGGUGGUGCCCUGGCUGCCCUAAUGAAGGACGCCAUCAAGCCCAACCUGAUGCAGAGUCUGGAGGGCACCCCCGUCAUGGUGCAUGCGGGUCCCUUCGCCAACAUUAGUAUCGGUGCUAGCUCGGUCAUUGCCGACAAGCUGGCUCUCAAGCUGGCCGGUACUGAGCCCGACGAGGACCAUGACGGCAAGACCGGAUUCGUGGUGACGGAGGCUGGGUUCGACUUCACCAUGGGCGGCGAGCGAUUCUUCAACAUCAAGUGCCGAUCGUCGGGUCUGUCGCCCGACACUGUUGUCAUCGUGGCUACGGUCCGUGCGCUGAAGGUGCACGGUGGUGGCCCCGAGAUCACCCCGGGCGGCGCCCUGCAUGAGAUCUAUCGUACCGAGAAUGUGGACAUUCUCCGUGCAGGCUGCAUCAACCUGCGCAAGCACAUUGCCAACGCCAAGCAGUACGGCGUGCCUGUCGUCGUUGCGAUCAACAAGUUCGAGACGGACACCGAAGCCGAGAUCAACGUCAUCCGCGAGGAGGCUAUCGCUGCUGGCGCGGAGGACGCGAUCCCUGCUAACCACUGGGCCGAAGGUGGAGCCGGCGCAGUCGAUCUGGCCAAGGGCGUCCUGGCGGCAAGCUCCAAGCCGAAGGACUUGAAGCUGCUGUACGACCUGAACGGCAGUAUCCAGGAGCGCAUCGAGCGCAUCGGCACGGCGAUGUACGGUGCGGACAAGGUGGAGUUCAGCGAGCUGGCGCAGAAGAAGGUCGACACCUACACGAAGCAAGGCUUCGCCAACCUGCCGAUCUGUAUCGCCAAGACGCAGUACUCGCUCAGUCAUGACCCGGCGCUGAAGGGUGCGCCCACCGGGUUCACGGUGCCCAUCCGCGAUGUGCGCCUGGCGGUGGGCGGUGGCUAUCUGUACGCACUGGCUGCGGAUAUCCAGACGAUUCCUGGUCUGCCGACCGCGCCGGGCUACUUGAACGUGGAUAUUGACGUGGAGACUGGGGAGAUUGACGGACUGUUCUAG
This is a messenger RNA of Penicillium argentinense, 3036 nucleotides long. Its product is annotated as C-1-tetrahydrofolate synthase. Gene Ontology annotation, molecular function: methylenetetrahydrofolate dehydrogenase (NADP+) activity; ATP binding; formate-tetrahydrofolate ligase activity. The coding region runs from base 1 to 3036 and encodes 1011 amino acids. The transcript has 5 exons. Gene Ontology annotation, cellular component: cytosol. The record is from RefSeq and is a predicted model, not a curated record. Gene Ontology annotation, biological process: tetrahydrofolate interconversion. Lineage: Eukaryota; Fungi; Ascomycota; Eurotiomycetes; Eurotiales; Aspergillaceae.